ACAUAGCAUCGCACAGAGGAACGUCGUUUAAUUGUAGUUCUGCCGGAAAGAAGUAGAAACCUAUCCCAAAGCCCUGUCUGCACUUCUCUUGGCACGGCGACGUCCAUAGCUGAUACAGCAGACCAGACUACACAAAGUAGGCGGAGGCAGAAGAAGGACAGCGAGAGAGAAUGGUGGUUCGUUUGCGGCUGUCCAGGUUGGGGUGUAGGAACAAGCCCUUUUACAGAGUAAUGGCGGCGGAUAGCAGAUCCCCAAGAGACGGCAAGCAUUUGGAAGUCUUGGGCUACUACAAUCCUCUCCCUGGUCAAGAUGGCGGUAAAAGAAUGGGCAUCAAUUUUGACAGAGUGAAGUAUUGGCUUUCUGUUGGUGCACAGCCCUCGGAACCUGUUCAGCGCCUUCUCUUCCGGGCAGGAUUAUUACCCCCACCACCAAUGGUAGCUAUGGGGCGAAAAGGAGGUCCACGAGACAUGCGCCCAGUUGAUCCAAUGACUGGACGUGUUCUGACACAGGGAAGUCAAGAGACUGUUGAAGUAGAAGAGGAACCUGAAGUUGAUGAAAUUGAGAAGGACGAGAGUUCAAGUUCUUGAUGGUCCUUAAAUCAUAUUUCACCUCUAAGAUAUAAGUUUGUUCUGGGAUUGCUCUGCUUGCAAGUGCUGUAUGUCUUCUUGAUCUUUUGUUUCUAUUGCUUGCAUUGGUUAGACAAACUUUGAAAAGAUGCAUAUUAAGAAAACUAUUCAUUCUGAAAAAAAGGAGUAUAUCUUGUUCUGCAGAAUUAGAUAAAAGGCGGAGCUGCAGUUAAGAUAUAAUUUAACCAAUCUCUUGAAGUGAAGAAAGUUGGAGUUGUUCUAGUGUUUUGAGUGAAACUAUUUCAAUAAUAUCUUUGCUUUAUCAUUGCA
Messenger RNA from Sesamum indicum (sesame), 896 nucleotides. RefSeq names its product Ribosomal protein S16 family protein. NCBI's taxonomy places the organism in Eukaryota, Viridiplantae, Streptophyta, Magnoliopsida, Lamiales, Pedaliaceae. Gene Ontology annotation, cellular component: ribosome; small ribosomal subunit. The record is from RefSeq and is a predicted model, not a curated record. Gene Ontology annotation, molecular function: structural constituent of ribosome. Gene Ontology annotation, biological process: mitochondrial translation.